Molecule: messenger RNA, 1098 nt
Organism: Aspergillus nidulans FGSC A4
Lineage: Eukaryota; Fungi; Ascomycota; Eurotiomycetes; Eurotiales; Aspergillaceae
Exons: 6
Coding region: 1-1098 (365 amino acids)
Source: RefSeq, a predicted model, not a curated record
AUGCAGUUGUUCGCGCACCUGCUGCGAGUGGCAACCGCUCUCCUACUACCAAUUGGAACCGUCGCCCAGGAAUGCUCAAGCCGCGAGAACUAUACGGCUCGCAACCAGACAGAGAUCGACACGAUUACCCAAAACUGCACCACAAUCGUGGGCGAGCUUGGUCUUGUUGACUGGUCUGGGCCGCUAACACUACCCAAUAUCACACGCAUCAGGAGUAUCCGAGUCUACUCUGGCGACAUCACUGCCAUUGAGCUCCCUGCUUUAACAUACCUGGGUAGUGAUCUGCUCCUCACGAACCUGCCUUCGCUGCGUAGAGUAUCUUUGCCUGAAUUACAGCAUAUCGAAGGACUCUACGUAGACCUCGUGGGCAAUGCACCGGAGCUGCAUAUUCCAAGAUUGACUAAUGCAUCGUCCAUUUAUCUACGAGGCAAUUUUUCAGAUCAAUCGUUUCAUUCCUUGCGCAAUGUUGAAAAGAAACUCGAUAUUUGUAACGCCGUCAGCUGCGGAUACUAUUCCCGUAUGAACGCAUUCACCUCAAUGCGUCUCUCAUUCCCGUCCCUUGAGCGUGCCGGUAGCCUCAUAGUUGGCGGGAACGUGUCAAGCCUGUCACUGCCUGAACUCACCACCCUUACCUGCAAUGAUUGUGACUGGGUGGCGCUGCAUCUGAAGCUCUACGGCUCCUCACGAUUACCAGUCAACCUCCCCAAGCUCGCUAAUACAAACGGAUCUCUCUAUAUCCGAGGGGAUAUCGACUCAAUAUCCCUUCCCUCCCUGCGAGAAUACAACCGCGAGCUCAUUAUGACUCCCUACGAGCCGCUAGAUAUAACUCUACCCGUGGAGCGAGCAGAGGAUUUUUCGUUCACGGGUAAUGUCUCGAGUUUAACGGAUUUCACCCGUAUAUAUAUUAACUCAGAUCUUGAUUUCGACUGCGACGCGCUCUGGAAGGAUCUCGAACAGACAAGCGGGCCGCUGAAUGAGAGUAGCAAGGAGGAGUACUUUCAGUGUUCGGUGGGCGUGUCCUGGCAGCCAGGAGGCUCGCAGGCGGCCACAGCUGUUGCUGCGCUUGGUCUUGGUUUUGUUAUGGGACUCUUAAUAUGA